AUGUUUCUUUUGUUUGAAAUUGCUUGGUGCUCUUCCUUUGUUGAACAAAAUAUUAUUCAUAUAAUUAAUUAUUAAUAAAAAAUCUAUUUAUUCAACAACAACAAUAGAAAAUUCAAAAUUUAAAUAAUGCCUAGGAUAAAAACUUUGGCUAGAGGAAAAAAAUUAUUACUAGAAGCCUAAUUUAAAAAAAUACAGAUGCAACGAAAAAAAAAAAUGAAUACAAUCCUGAUUUCAAACCAGGUAAAUAAGCUUAAGGAGAUUAAGAUAAUUGAAAUAAAUCCAGUGCAAUGUCAUUUUUUUAAAUUACUUUUAACUUAAAAGACUAUGUAUGAGAAGAGUUCUUUCUUAUCAACAACUUUAGCAGGAAAUAUUUUAUAGGAUUAACUAUACUAAUAUUCAAGCAACAAAUUUUGGAGAUUAUCACAAAAAGCUAUUUAGAAAUGGGGAUUUAUUUAAUUUUCUAAGCAAGUUAACUACUUUGAAAAAUAUUUUGAGGAUAUUUGUAAUAAAAAUUAGAAUUUUAUUCUCAAAUUUACAUUCAUUAAUUCAUAUAUAUUUAUAUACACACAUGCAAACAAACAUCUACAUAUUUAACUAUAUUUUUAUAUGAGUAAAUGUAUAAAUAAUUAAUAUUUAAUCUUGAAUUUAUAUUGA
Tetrahymena thermophila SB210 is the source of this 654-nucleotide messenger RNA. RefSeq lists its product as hypothetical. The transcript has a single exon. Lineage: Eukaryota; Ciliophora; Oligohymenophorea; Hymenostomatida; Tetrahymenidae. The record is from RefSeq and is a predicted model, not a curated record.